UGGAAGAACUGACAGCAAAGCCCCGCCCACUGCCUCACGCACCUGUCCUGAACCAGGAAGUGACCGGACACAUCGUGUUUGUUUUAGAGAGAAGUUGAGUUUAAAACCUGAACAAACAUCUGUGGCUGAAGAUAGAACAUCUGUUUGAGUCUGAUCCGGGUCCGAGGAACAGGUUAGUCUUCUCUAAAUGUGAAGUGCUGCAGCUGCAGCUUCUCCCUGCGACAUGUUGUCACACCUGCUUCUCUCCGUCCUGCCGCUGCUGCUCUGUGGCCGGGCGGCACACGCAGCUCAGAACCGCUCAGAGGCGUCCUCCCCUGCCCGGCUGGUGGCUGACCCCUCUGACAGGGUCGUCGUGGUGAAGGAGGGGUCCGACACACUGAUCGAGUGCAACGUGACCGAGGGCCACGCUGCCGUGAAGUGGUUCAACCCUAAAGGAGCCGUGCUGGGUGAGGAUGCAGGUGAGAAGUGGCAGGUUGAGGAGAACGGCGUCCUGAACAUCAGCGCGGUCUCCUUUAAAGACCGAGGCCGAUACACCUGUGUCUAUACCACUGAUGGCGGCGCGACCACAAACUACACGGUGACGCUGCGUGUCGCCUACACCUCCAGCGGCCUGGGCCUGUACUUCGUCAUCGUCUGCCUCGUCGCCUUCACCAUCACCAUGAUCCUCAACGUGGCGCGGCUCUGCAUGGUCAGCAGCCACCUCAAGAAGACGGAGCACGCCAUCAACGAGUUCUUCCGCACCGAGGGCGCAGAGAAGCUGCAGAAGGCCCUCGAGGUCGCCAAGCGCAUCCCCAUCAUCACGUCGGCCAAGACGCUGGAGCUCGCCAAGGUCACGCAGUACAAGACCAUGGAGUUCGCUCGUCACAUGGAGGAGCUGGCACGGAGCGUCCCGCUGCCGCCGUUCAUCAUGAACUGCCGAACGGUCGAGGAGGAUAUCGCCGAGACGGGAAAACCAGCGUCAGGCCGAGCAGAGCCAGGAGCAGCGAUGCCUGGGAACCGACCAGCUAUCGGCCCGCCAUGCUCUGAGAAGAACGGAGAAGAGGAGGGAGUGUGCGAGAGUCUGCUGUCAACAGAGAGGCAAGGGGACGAUGGAGACGUGGACGUCCAGGUGUCCGUCCACGCCGUUUGUGAGAAGGUUGCCAGUGAGAAUAAAGAGGCUGAGACACUCGCUGCUCAAACAAACGUGUCCAUCGAGAGCAACAUGUAGCAGGAGACACGUUUCCUGAAGCGUCCGAGAAUCUGAGAUGACGGAAUCAUUAGAAAAUAGUGAUGUCGGUGUUUGUCGCAUUUUUCUGAUCAUUGAUUCUUCGUCUUGUUGAAUUUUGGCCCCAAAUCAGAAUUUUACAUUUGAGAAAAAUAAUUGACAGAGAAAUUUAUUUUGACUCUAAAAUAAUCUAAAGUAAAGAAGAUGGAAAUUCUCUUUUUCUGUGUAGUAGUUGGAUUCCAGCUACUUUUCACACUUUUCCCCUGAGAUGGACGUACUAAUAUCUUUACCUCCUCAACCUCAUAUGUUCUACCUCUGUUUGUUUGUUUAUUGUUUGUUUGUCAAAAACCACAGAAUGGAUUUCCACAGCUCGAGUUAAAGAACUCUUGAAAUAUUUUGUGGAUCUCGAUGAAGAGAAAUCCCACAUAUUUAGAGGACUGAUCCAUGAGCGUGUGUGAUUUCAUGCGGUUUGAAUUGAAUGAACUGUUGGACGGAGGUUCGAGCUCAACUCUGACUUUCUAGUUUGAUAUUUGACGUCAUGACUUCAUGUGAAAAGCCUUAUUUCUUAUAUUUGCUCAGUCUUUCGGGAAGCUGAGAGUUGUGUCACUUAAACACGUGCAUGAACAAAGUGCAGCGGGUCAAACACGGAGCCGCCCGGCAUCAGACAGGAUCACUCCUCUCUUCCCUCUGGUCAUGAAUGUGUUAUUUUAUCUCAGCUCAUUUUUCCUCCGUAAGAAGACGCCGGACGCUGUCGUUCAGUUUCCACGAACAAAAUACAAAAGUGGUAAUUGUUGUUUUCACUUCAAUGUUUCCUGAAUUUUAUUCUGUCUCUUUAUUUGGGUCUUUGUUUGUCACGUCAGGGAUUUUACAGUAAACAUGAUUAUUUUUUUACAUUAUAAGUUGAAAACUGUUGCUUUUUUCUUAUAUUCCACUUAUAAAACUUAAUAAUGUGAUAUUUUCUACUUGUUGUUGCUUCUUUCUUGAAGUAACUGACGACAAAGGAAAGUUUUAAAAUCCAGUGAAAACUUGAAAACUCUACUUCUGUAAGAAAAUCCCAUCGUGUUGGGUUUGUAAACAGAAUCACUUCUGGAACUUGAUGCUUUUGUUGUGUUUGUGUCUGUUUGUGAUGAGACUGUGUGAAAUGGUUCGAUGGUGUUUUAAAUGUUGCUUCUCAGGGACGUAAAUCAGCUGUUGUUCUUCUGACAACAGAAAAAAAACAUUAUUGACAAUAAAUAAAUAAAAAUGAAAAACUCUGGA
Messenger RNA from Paralichthys olivaceus (Japanese flounder), 2461 nucleotides. RefSeq names its product microfibrillar-associated protein 3-like. The record is from RefSeq and is a predicted model, not a curated record. Lineage: Eukaryota; Metazoa; Chordata; Actinopteri; Pleuronectiformes; Paralichthyidae.